This is a messenger RNA of Caenorhabditis bovis, 1149 nucleotides long. NCBI's taxonomy places the organism in Eukaryota, Metazoa, Nematoda, Chromadorea, Rhabditida, Rhabditidae. The record is from the annotation of a GenBank genome assembly.
AUGUCAAAUCAACCCUUGAGGACGUUUGAAAAUUGGGCCGAACAGAAGAGUUCGGCUGGAAAAAUUUAUUAUUACAAUAAACAGACUGAGGUUUCGCAAUGGGAAAAACCGCCCGAAUGGAAGGAGCAUGAUGCGAAAAUGGAACAGGAGCGUAUGUUUGGGGAUAAAUCGAAAUAUGGCGGCUCGUCAGCGCCAGCUCCGAUUCCUCCGCCGUGCAUGCCUCCUCAUCAAUUAGGCUACUUGCCUAUUCCGCCGCCGAUGAUGGGAUUCCCCAUGCAAUUUCAUCAUCAAGGAUUUGCGCCAGCUCCGCCAUUUUUUCCGCCGGCGCCUUCGUCUCAAUCAAUUUUUCCGCCGCCACCGCCACCGGUAAAACCCGGACCCCAAGCGCAUUCGCAAUUUCCCGCAAUGAUUCCACCACCGCCGGGACUUGUGACGCCGCGAACGACGAACAGCGUUCCUCCGCCGCCUCCUCCGUAUUCGCAUCAUUCCCAAAUAAGUGAUCAUCGCUACACACCCGUUCACGAUUCCCAUACGCCAUCAUCGUCGUCUGUUGUUCCGCCGCCGCCACCACCUUCGGAUCAUAUGAUGAACAAUAGCUACAGUAAUGGGAACAGGGGGCCGAUGAGCCCAAUUAACAAUAAAGAGAUGCCGAGGAAAAAACCUUCAGAAGAUGUGACGUCUCGGAAGCCGUCGACAUCCUUAGAGCAACAAUCUAAAACUAACGGCGAAGAUGUAAAUAUAGGAGCUCGUGUUGAUCAACGGUUUCCAAUUGAAAUGACGCAAAAAUAUGAUGAGAAGGAGGCGACGAAUCUGAUGAAAACACUCGGAUUGCUCGAUGAUGAUUUCCGCAAAGAAUUGAAGAAUUUAACAAGGGAGGGAUUGUCGCUCGAAGCACAAUAUCGGAGUAAUGUGAUAACUGCAAUAUGUGCAAUGAGUAUGGGAAUAAUGCAAAAGAGUGAGGUUAAUCGAGCUGAAGGACGGUUAAAAUACAUCGAGAAAACGAUAUCCGAAAUAGAGAGACUGGCUGAUGAGGAAAACAGUCGCGUCGCCGAACCGAAUAAUGAAGCGUUCUCGCAAGUCAGCAGCGGUGCACCUAUCACAGCAACUGCAAGGAGGAGUAUGAGUACAGCUACCUCUAAUAACUUGUAA